Molecule: messenger RNA, 2732 nt
Organism: Sander lucioperca (pikeperch)
Lineage: Eukaryota; Metazoa; Chordata; Actinopteri; Perciformes; Percidae
Gene: tmem39a
Product: transmembrane protein 39A
Exons: 9
Coding region: 401-1882 (493 amino acids)
Biological process (GO): negative regulation of autophagosome maturation; negative regulation of autophagosome assembly
Cellular component (GO): endoplasmic reticulum membrane
Source: RefSeq, a predicted model, not a curated record
GUCGCUCGCUGAUGACGUAUCAGAGAGAGGCGGUGCGGGUUUGCCACGUCGGUCUCUGUGCAACGCAUUUACACUGUUGCUUCUGAAGCCCGGGGCUAACUUUUAAAGCCGUUUUUUAUGUGUUCACCCGGAGAGAAAGCGACCCUCCAGCCUUGUCGUAGCCCGUCGCCACACCAGAGCAGCCGGGAAUAUUGAAGCUGGAAGGCGGAGAAAAUGCUUGGUGCUGUCUGGACUCGUCAGGCUGGAAGCCACAUAACUGACUGAUGCAUCCUUGUUCACUUCUCCCCCCCGUGUGUUGUUGGUCUGGCUGUACAUGGUGGCUCAUUGACGAGAAGGGGAGGAGUGCCAGUGGCUGUUGGUUGGUGGGCGGCGUCCGUGGUUGCCACGGUAACUGGCGACCAUGCCAGGAGGUCGCAGGGGUCCCAGCAGACAGCAGCUAAGUCGCUCUGCUCUGCCGUCCCUGCAGACUCUGGUUGGAAGCAACCUCGGCAAUGGCAUAGGCCUCAGGAGCAGGAGCAGUAACGCGGUAGGUCUGUCUGCGCCCCCUCUUUCGGCCCUCAUUACUCCAGAGCCGGUCCGUCACUCGAGGAUUCCCGAGCUGCCUUUGGACAGCAGUCUGCUGUUUGAGUUCCUGCUCUUUCUUUAUUUGCUGGUGGCGUUGUUUGUCCAAUACAUAAACAUCUACAGGACGGUGUGGUGGUAUCCAUACAGCCACCCUGCUGCCUCUACCUCGCUUAACUUUCAUCUAAUGGACUACCACCUGGCUAUCUUCAUCACGGUCAUGUUGGCCAGGAGGCUUGUUUGGACUAUAGUUUCAGAGGUGUCUCAGAGCAGUGGCAGAUCACUGCUCCGCUACGUGGUUCUCAUCGCAGCUCGGCUCAGCCUGCUGACCAUGUGUGGCUGGGUGCUCUGCUGGACACUGGUCAACCUCUGCAAGAACUACUCUGUGCUCAACCUCCUCUUCCUGGGAUACCCAUUUGGUGUGUACGUCCCACUUUGCUGUUUCCAUCAGGAGGGAGGGAAAAGCCAAACGGCAUCGGCUGACUGCGAUUACCCCGCCAACCACCAGCAGACCGACCUAACGGAGACCCCGAUCUUUCGACCACGAGACUUCCUCUUCCUGUUGCGUGAGAACCUCCGGGAGCAAUUUUCCAGCCCCCCGCACAUGCCUACGCACACCUGCCCACCACAUACCCACUCUCACACACCAGAGUUGAUUCGAGCAGAAGUGGAAGAGCUGAAGAGCGACUUCAACCGGCGGAUCAAGGAAGUGCUGUUCAACUCGCUGUUCAGUGCUUACUAUGUAGCCUUUCUGCCGCUCUGCUUCGUUAAGAGCACCCAGUACUAUGACAUGCGCUGGUCAUGUGAGCAUCUGAUCAUGGUGUGGAUCAAUGCGUUUGUGAUGCUGAUGAGUCAGCUGCUGCCCCCCAGCUACUGCGACCUGCUUCAUCGCUCUGCGGCUCACCUGGGCCGCUGGCAGAAACUGGAGCACGGCUCGUACAGCAACGCACCUCAGCAUGUGUGGUCAGAAAGUACCAUUUGGCCUCAGGGGGUGUUGGUACGACACAGUCGAUCUCUUUAUAAGGCGGUCGGAACCUAUAAUGUCGCUCUGCCCUCUGAUGUUUCCCAUGCAAGGUUUUAUUUCCUGUUCCACAAGCCAUUGCGGAUCCUGAACCUGCUGAUCUGGAUCGAGUCCAGUGUGGUUUUGUACCAGUUAUACUCUCUGCUGCGCUCCGAGCGCUGGAACCACACUUUGUCUCUGGGCCUUAUUCUCUUCUGCAACUACUAUGUCCUUUUUAAACUGCUCCGAGACCGCAUUGUGCUGGGCAAAGCCUACUCUUACCCUCUGUCCUCCAACAGUUUGGGGCUCAAGUCGCAGUAAAGGCUUGGCACAGUGAGACCUCACCUACGAACUCUGGAUGUGGAGGGGAGACGGGUGGCGGUCUAGUAAAGUGGAGGACCGGAGGGUUGAUCAGCGCUCACGCUUGGAGGUUAAGGGACAGACUGUGAACUCAUAAUCUUGUUUUGAUACGGUUCUAUUUUUAAUGCAAUGUUUAUAUAUACCUAUUUAAAAGAAUAUUUUUAUUUUGUAUACUAUUUCGAGUUACGCCGGGCAUUACCACGCUGAAUACAUUAGCAUGUUGUGUUAUGCUGUUGACAGGGAAGUCAUGGAAUGCCAGGAGGUGACUUUCACCAAAGAUAUUUUAAGUGCAGGUGGCCAAUCACAGUUCGAACUUGGCCUCUGAAAGUUGGUUAAACCAGACGAGCGAUUCAGAGCAGUGGAAAGGGUUGUGUCUGAGAUGCUGAAUCCUGAUUGGGCUGUUCUGUUCAACCCUGGGAGCUUAAAUCUAGAACCAGGUAAACUGAUGCAGCUCUUUGGGGCAAUGUUAGCAGGACGGAAACACCAUCACUGCUCUCAACAUCUUCACCAGGAAGAAUAGAUUUUAGCUUAUGCUGAAGCUAAUGGGGAUCCUAAUAAAACCACGAUUUCACUGGUGAUUUUAGAGCAAAACUUCCAACAUUUUAGGAAAAUACUGGUGGAGAGUCUGUUUAUCAAAUAUGAUGCCACAACACGCAGGUGGUUAGCUUAAUGUUAGCACAAAGACUGGAAACAAGGAAACAGCUAGCCUGAUUCUGUCUAACAUAACAAAGUCUGCCUACCAGUACCUCUAAAACUCACUAAUUAUAACUCUGUUUCCUAAAAACAAAAUUUAAAGAUUGAAGUGUAAAAA